Messenger RNA from Amaranthus tricolor (Joseph's coat), 1252 nucleotides. Its product is annotated as probable F-box protein At3g61730. The record is from RefSeq and is a predicted model, not a curated record. Gene Ontology annotation, molecular function: protein binding. Bases 41 to 958 code for a protein of 305 amino acids. Gene Ontology annotation, cellular component: nucleus. Gene Ontology annotation, biological process: reproductive system development. The transcript is spliced from 8 exons. NCBI's taxonomy places the organism in Eukaryota, Viridiplantae, Streptophyta, Magnoliopsida, Caryophyllales, Amaranthaceae.
CACUCAAUUCCUCCAUUGACGAACGAAGAACAGAAGCAAAAUGGGGAAACGAUUGAAGAGAACCUAUCCUAUUCGCUCUUGCAUUUCUCCGCGUUCUUCUUUAUGUCGCUCUCCGCGUGCUUCUUUCCCUUGGUAUGAGGAUGAUGUAUGGACGGAGAUAGCCAAGUAUCUAGAUGGAAAGUCGCUAGUGAUGCUUUCAACUACUUGCAAAUGGUUCAAUGAGACUCUUAGUGAAGAUUGUAUAUGGAAAUUUGCCUUCUUACGCGAUCUUGGGGUACCUGAUCCAGGAAAUGUGUCCUUUAAAUGGAAGAAACUUUAUGCUUCAGCUAUUGAUGGGAGCCAUUCUUACUUAUUUCGACAGCAAGAGAAACACAUAGAUUGGAUUCGGAUUGGUACGUUUUCUUUAGAAUCAUCAGCAGCAAUAUUGACAGAGAAGCUUAUUAGUCCUCCAAAUAGGAAAAUCCUUCAGGGGAAGAAUUUUGAAGAGAUGCUUAAAUCCCAAGGCUUCUGUGUGCUCACAAAUAUCAAAACUGGAAUCUGGAUUGCUGAUUUGCAGCUAGUUCGUUGUCCUGUCUGUGACCUUAAUACUUGUGAUGGGACUAUGCAGUCACUAGAUGCACGCCAUUUUGAGCUCUUCAUGAAUGAGGGUUACCAGGAUGGAAGCUGGGAAUACUCACAAAUUUGUUCACAUGAAAUCAAGAAACAUGUGGAUGGAGCUUCUGGUGCCAUAUUUGACAUGAAACACCUGACAGAUCCUUCCACAGCGAAGGUUUUUGACACAAAAUCAUGGAUCGGAAAACAAAAUGACUGGCAACCAAAGGCUAAACUCGCGCUUCAUGCUGUUGCAAUCAAUACAAAUCUUCAAAAAAAUGAUGGUGUAAAUGUCAAAUUCCAUAUAAUGAGAGCCGGAAAAGACGGUCAAAUUGUGGCGAUAAGAGUCUCUCAGCAACUCCUGUGAAUUUUUCUUCGAUUGUAUGAGCUUGGCAACAAGUGAAGUCUCUUAAAUGACCUAUUAGUCACUCAACUUUGGCAAUUGUGACUUCAUUGAGGAUAUUUGUCGAUUUAUUAACUACGAUUAUCUGGUAUCUAAGCAGCAUUGAUAUGUUUAUAGUCAAUAGGAUACAUACUGUUAUUCAUAGAGAAAUGUUGAAAUGGAAGCCCAGCAGCUGGGUUUCAGACUUUCAGAUAAAAUGAUUCAGGAGUCAGGACUAUGCUCAAUUUUUUCUUCUAUGAAAAACUACCAUACCAAAAG